Molecule: messenger RNA, 1803 nt
Organism: Arthroderma uncinatum
Lineage: Eukaryota; Fungi; Ascomycota; Eurotiomycetes; Onygenales; Arthrodermataceae
Product: nucleolar GTP-binding protein 2
Exons: 4
Coding region: 1-1803 (600 amino acids)
Cellular component (GO): nucleolus
Molecular function (GO): GTP binding
Source: RefSeq, a predicted model, not a curated record
AUGGGAACAGCUAAGAAGGAGGCCUCUCGACGAGAGCGCCAGGGGAAGAGUAACGAUGGGAUGGGCAAUGUGCGAACCAAGGGAGAAAAUUUUUACAGAGAUGCGAAGAAGGUGAAGACCCUUAACAUGUUUAAGGAUGGCAAAGCUCAACGAAAUGCCAGUGGAGAAAUCACAAAGGCUGCGUCGUAUCAGUCUCGAGAAAAACCAAGUGCUCGGAUAGAACCGAACAGAAAGUGGUUCGGGAACACUCGAGUCAUCUCCCAAGAGGCCCUGAGCUCGUUCCGGGAGGCUGUGGCUGAAAAGGCGGCUGAUCCGUAUCAAGUCUUGUUGAAAACGAACAAGCUCCCAAUGAGUCUCAUCCAGGACGGCCAUGCUCCCAAUGGACUAAAACAACACAAGGCUAAGAUUGCUGUUGAAAAUGCUCCAUUUAGCGACACGUUUGGACCCAAGGCCCAGAGAAAGCGGGUUAAGCUGAGUGUUGAUACUCUCGAGGGUCUUGCCGGAGAGACAGUUAAGAUGCAUGACAGCUACGUGGAUCGUCUUGAACAGGCAAAACUCCUCAGCGGCACUUCAGGAGAUGCUCAGGAUGAUGGAGCCGAUGGCGUUAGUGGAGAGCUUACCGCUGCCAGAGAACCAAUUUUCACAAAGGGUCAGAGUAAACGAAUCUGGAACGAACUUUACAAAGUUAUUGAUUCGUCUGACGUCGUUAUCCAUGCUCUUGACGCCAGAGAUCCUGAGGGAACCCGAUGCAGAAGUGUUGAGAAAUACAUACAAGAUGAGGCACCACACAAACAUCUGAUCUUCGUUCUCAAUAAGUGUGACUUGGUCCCAACUAGUGUUGCUAUCAAUCCCCCCCGUAACCUUGGCUUCUUUCUGAAGUCGAGGUUGACCUGCUCUCGUUUUGAGGGCAUUGUCGCAAAGGGCAUGGCUGCUUGGGUUCGUACUUUAUCAAAGGAGUACCCAACACUCGCAUUCCAUGCAAACAUCAACAACUCAUUUGGGAAGGGUUCCUUAAUCCAACUUUUGCGUCAAUUUUCGAUUCUCCAUUCCGAUCGCAAGCAAAUAUCAGUGGGAUUUAUUGGCUACCCAAACACAGGAAAGUCAUCUAUCAUUAACACCCUUAGGAAAAAGAAGGUGUGCACUGUUGCUCCAAUCCCUGGUGAGACAAAAGUAUGGCAAUACAUCACCUUGAUGAAGCGAAUCUACCUUAUUGAUUGCCCUGGAGUUGUACCUCCAAGCAAUACUGCCACCGAGGAGGAUAUCCUUCUACGUGGCGUUGUCAGAGUUGAGAAUGUUGAGAACCCAGAACAGUACAUUCCCGCUAUUCUCAAAAAGACACAGCAACGCCACAUUGAGCGAACAUAUGAGAUCAAGGGGUUCACAGAUGCCACGGAAUUCCUGAGCAUAUUAGCUCGGAAGGGCGGUCGGUUACUGAAGGGUGGUGAGCCUGAUUGUAAUGGUGUUGCAAAGAUGGUCAUCAACGAUUUCCUCCGCGGGAAAUUGCCUUGGUUUACUCCACCGCCUAAAGCGGAAGAGACUGGGGAUGAGAAAAUCAAUGGCCGUGAUGGCCGCUUAGGGGAAAUGGGACUGAAGAGGAAAGCAAAUGAUGCCAAAGCUGAUGCCAAGGUUGCUGUUGAAGAUAAUGCUGAAGACGAUGCUGAUGCCGCCGAUAUUGUUGCUGAAUCAGAAGAGCCAGAGGACGGUUCGGACGGCAGUGAAAAUAGUGAAAGCGACUUUGAAGGGUUCGGGGACUUGGACAACGAGGACGGCGGUGCUCCGAUAGCCACGGAUCCCAGCAACUGA